ACGCCGAGUUUGUUGCUGCUGCACGUUUGGUGAUUCUCGUGUCUGUAAAAUGUAUAUUUAACCACUUUCGAGGCUUCAAAUGCCAUGUUUUCCGAGAUGAGACUAACAUUUAAUAAUCCGAGUGCCGGGAAUUUGAUUAGAAAUUUGCGCUUUUUCCCUCAGACCACAAAGCAGAGCUAGCUCCACCUAAAUUUUAACAAAUUUUGUAACUUAGCCAAACACUGUUCACCAGUUGUUUUCUAAAUUGGCGAUAUUUUAAAAGCUGUUGAACGCGAUGGCAGCAGAGGAUUGUACACCUUGCUCAGAGUUCUUCAGCUGGGAACUUGACUUUUCCACAUCUGAUGGAUUAAAACAGGAGAAACAACUUUCUGCCUCACAGAGGAGAUGUUACAGCCUCUGCAGGAGGAAGUCAUUUGCUGCCUUUGUGGCAUCCAAGCAGGACGACAGUCAGGAGGAAGGAAGCACAUCGUGGUCCUGCUGCGGCCAGACCUUUAAAGAACACCCUGAUAUUCACAAGCACGUGGCCAGAACUCAUGAUGCUGAAAUAAAGCAGCUCACAUGGGCCACAUAUGAAUGUCCGCUAAGCCAACUGGAGGAAGAACCUGAAACACAGCACAGAGACGAGGCGGCGGACAUUUCUGUGUGGAUACCCGACAUCAGUCACAUCUCUGAGGAGCAACUUCAGAAGGGUCCAGGCAAGGUCAUCCUCUAUUAUCACUACUGUCAGGUGGAGGAUCCACAUGUCAUCUGUGCUUGGCAGAAAGCUUUGUGUGAAAAGCUCCACUUAACCGGCAAGGUGAGGGUGGCGAUUGAAGGCAUCAAUGGGACAGUUGGAGGGACCAACACAGCGACUGAAAUUUACAUCGACGCAAUGCGUUCACAUCCUCUCUUCAAGAUGGAUAGGGAGGAUUUUAAGACGAGUGAUGGUGGUGCAGACUGUUUCACAGACCUGAGGGUUGGGGUCUACAAAGAAAUCGUCCCAAUGGGAGUGGAUCCUGAUGUCAUCUCCUACCGAUUAGCAGGAUCUCAUCUGGAGCCUGAGGAGUUUCACAAAGAAGUGGAGGCUCUUUUGGCCAAAGGGGAUUUGUGCAAGGACACCGUCCUCCUAGACUGCCGUAACUUUUAUGAGAGUAAAAUUGGGCAGUUUACUCAGUGUCUGGCCCCAAACAUCCGUAAGUUCAGCUACUUCCCGGACUACGUCGACCAGAACCUCGACCUGUUCAGAGACAAAAAGGUCCUCAUGUACUGCACAGGAGGGAUCCGCUGUGAGCGCGGCUCUGCCUACCUCCGCUCAAAAGAUGUGUGUAAAGAGGUUUACCAGCUGAAAGGUGGAAUUCACAAGUACCUGGAGCGUUUUCCAGAGGGUUUCUAUCGAGGAAAACUCUUUGUCUUUGACGAGCGCUACACCAUCUCCUCCAACAGUGACGUCAUCUCAGACUGCAGGUACUGCGGCUGUCCGUGGGACCAGUACAAGCUCUGUUCCACUCGGUUCUGCUGCCAGCUGGUUCUGUCGUGUCACAGCUGCAGGCGGGCCGGACACACCGCCUGCUGCCCCACCUGCCAAACCAAAGGACAGGCUCCGAGCGAGGCGUCCUCCACCGCUCCGCAUCACAAAGAGGAGUGCGAGUGCACCGAUGGACGUCCCAGAAUCCCUCUGGACGUGUAGCGGUUGAAAAAUGCUGCAUG
Messenger RNA from Lates calcarifer (barramundi perch), 1686 nucleotides. RefSeq names its product thiosulfate sulfurtransferase/rhodanese-like domain-containing protein 2. Lineage: Eukaryota; Metazoa; Chordata; Actinopteri; Centropomidae. The record is from RefSeq and is a predicted model, not a curated record. The coding region runs from base 275 to 1666 and encodes 463 amino acids. The transcript is spliced from 9 exons.